This is a messenger RNA of Nothoprocta perdicaria, 1260 nucleotides long. RefSeq names its product N(alpha)-acetyltransferase 80, NatH catalytic subunit (gene NAA80). The transcript has a single exon. Gene Ontology annotation, biological process: protein acetylation. The record is from RefSeq and is a predicted model, not a curated record. Lineage: Eukaryota; Metazoa; Chordata; Aves; Tinamiformes; Tinamidae. Gene Ontology annotation, cellular component: cytoplasm. Bases 500 to 1219 code for a protein of 239 amino acids. Gene Ontology annotation, molecular function: acetyl-CoA binding; N-acetyltransferase activity.
GGCGCUCCCCGCUGCCCCUGUGCCCCGCUUGCCCCAGGUCAGCUGUGGACACGCUCGCCGUGGGUUGCCUGGGCUCGGUAGGGCGCUUGAGCACCCCAAGUUGGUGGCACCGUUUGUGGAGGAGCAGGGCUUGGUCACACACAGGGAGCAGGCACGUUGCUCCCGGGCCUCUCCCAGGCCAUGCGAGCCCUGCUCGACAGCCCGUCUGUGUCAGCUCCAGAGGUGAGAGCUGCCUGGCGGGCCGAUGCACGGACGUGGCGGCGGCUCCUCCUUGGCGAGCGCCGCUGUAGYGCUCUCAUUUCAUCUUGGACCCGCCGCUAACUCUUCCAGACCCGUCCAGCACUGCUGCAAGCUGGUGGAAUGUAGUCGCCGAGUGSCUGUUGUGAGUGCAGCGGAGCAGGCAGGACUUGCUGGGCAGGACUUGCCAGGCAGGGGCGAGUUGAUGUGAGCCCGGACACCACUAAGCUGUCGCCUGCUUCGUCUYCCAUCAGUGAGAAGAAUGGGCUCUGUGUCGGAGGAGCUUAGCCUGGUCCCCCUGCACCGGAGGCCAGAGUUGAUGGAGGCCUGUGCCCAGCUGCUCGGCGAGGAGUGGGGCAAGAGCCGGGCGUCCCGGCUCCACUCACUGCAGCGCUCCUCGGAUGCCUUCCCCACCUGCCUGGUGCUGCUGCAGAGCUCUGGCCCCACUCAGCUCCCCACCUCAGAGAAGAGCCCUUGCCAGCUCCUGGGCCAUGUUCGUCUCUCCCGGGUGGUCGGUCACCCCCACAGCCUCUUCGUGGAGAGCGUCGUGGUGCCCAAGGCACUGCGGGGCCAGGGCUACGGGAGAAGGCUGAUGGAGGCUACGGAGCRCUACGCCCGGGUCCGUGGCUUUCGCUGCCUCCACCUCACCACCCACGACAAACAGCACUUUUACGCUCACCUGGGCUACACGUUGGCCGAGCCGGUGCAGAUGAUGACUUUUGUGAGCGCCGGCAUCUCGGCAGAGGUGCUGCGGAUCUUCUCUGCCCACCCCAGGCCAGCUGUGAGCACCCCUGGCACCUUGGCUGCCCCGCGGGCCUCCCUGCCACCCACCGAGGUGCCCCCGCCGCCCCCGCCGCCUCCGCUGCCUCCGCUGGACUGCUCCAGGGCUGCCCCAGCCGCGAGCUGCGGGCAGAGCCUCCUGGAGAGCCCUCACUGUGAUGCCAAAGGCCUGCCCAUCUUCUGGAUGAAGAAGGACAUUUGAGGCCACAGCGCCCCAAGAUGGUCAUUAAAGGCAAGUGCGGG